UCCAUGCACUUGUAACUUUUUCAACACAACCUUAUUGCUUUGAAAAUUCUUAGCUUUUUACUUUUAGGGAUACGCAAUCAACGAGGGUACAUAUCAAACCUUGAUUCUUGGCAUCAGCGAGGCAGCCUCUGAUGGACUGGGAAAGAUACGCAAAGCUAUUAUGCCAGAGAAGAUUGAGAAGGGAGAUGUGAAACCGCCAAAGAGGGGUAAGCUGUGGGCAAUCCAUGAGAAGGAGUUGGAUGGUUGGGCUCUACCCUUUUUGGGUUCGGAUAAGUCUAUUGUGAACCGUUCGCAGUACUACGACUGUGUGACCAACAACAAAAGACCCGUCCAAAUUGAAACAUAUCUCCGUGUCUCCUCCCUCUUAUGGGGAGUACUGCUUGCUAUGUGGUUGACUUUAUUCGCCAUACUUGCACAAUUCAAAUUUACCAGAGACAUUCUGAAGAAACAUCCCAAUAUUUGCAGCUUCAACAUGUUCAAGAGCUCUGGCCCAACGGAACUGCAAAUUGCUGAAGCCUCGUUCAUCUACUGGUUUUUCGGCUAUGGAUAUUCCGAGCGUAAGCCAAUAGGGGAGAAACAUACUGGGACGCCUGAUCAGAAGGUAAAUGUCCUUUUCUUUCUACCAACGAGACGGGAUAGUCUUCCAGAAAUAGUUGCUUUCAAAAACCUUAGAAAGAUAAGCUAUUAA
Strongylus vulgaris is the source of this 688-nucleotide messenger RNA. The record is from the annotation of a GenBank genome assembly. NCBI's taxonomy places the organism in Eukaryota, Metazoa, Nematoda, Chromadorea, Rhabditida, Strongylidae.